Molecule: messenger RNA, 831 nt
Organism: Coffea eugenioides
Lineage: Eukaryota; Viridiplantae; Streptophyta; Magnoliopsida; Gentianales; Rubiaceae
Exons: 1
Coding region: 1-831 (276 amino acids)
Source: RefSeq, a predicted model, not a curated record
AUGGCGGAGAACCUUACAAAGGCUUUCCAAAGGUUCGAUCUUAGCAACAAAGAGAUGGAAGGAAUAGAUCUGGAAACAGAUGAUGUGCUAGCUGGAAUCGAGGAAUGUAAGUUGACCUUGGUAGGGAGAAUCAUGGGUGAGAAAGUUGCAAAUUUAACAGGGGUUAAAAACUACACAUCACAUGUGUGGGGCUACCCCAGAAACCUACAAGUCAGUGAGCUUGGACCAAAUGUUUUCCAGUUUAACUUUGCAGAGGAAAAAGACAAGGAGAAAGCUCUGAAUAGGAGACCAUGGGUCAUUGAUAACCAGUUACUAGUUGUAAAGCCAUGGUCACUAGGAAUAGAGAGGAGUACGGAAGCAUUCCAUGAAUCUCACCUGUGGAUACAAGUGUGGAACCUCCCAAUCCACUGGCUGAGCAAAGUGGUGGGCUUUAAACGCGGACAAAUGUUCUCAGCAGUAAAGGAAGUAAUCAUCCCACCCGGAGGAGGAAAGGAGGGGAGACAUAUGAAAAUUUUGGCAGAAGUGGAUAUUUCACAGCCACUGGCGAGAGGCACUACUGUCAAGUUUAAUGGGAACCCAAUAUGGGUUGAAUUUAGAUAUGAAAAAUGCCCAGACUUCUGCUACAAAUGCGGAAUAAUAGGACAUGGAGAUAAGAAUUUUAAAACAACAGUGGAGAAAGAGUAUAACCAGAGAGAAGAACAAUUUGGGGCAUGGAUGAGAGCAGGGAACAUCAUGGCUUCUCCUUUAAGAGCCAGUAGAACGGUAGAAGGAAGUAUCCUAGAAAAGGUUGAACCACAGAAGCAAAAGAGAGGGGGAUACAAGAGGAAGUAG